CACUGAGUGGGAGGGUGUGCGGAAACUGGCAUAGAGCUGCCGUCUCCCGAUGAGCCACAGGCAAUGCAGCGGACGAAUUUGUACAUAUACACAAAUGUAAGGUUCAUACACCCAGAUGAACUAUGUCUAAUAAUUCGGACCUAGAGUUUAAUUCCCUGGUAAAUGUGGGCUGAGAGAAAAGGUGAAGGAAAUCCAACCGCCAGCUUGCCGGGAAAGACCACCACAGCAACCGGCUUCCGGGGAUUCAGGGGCCGCAUCGGUUGACGGCAGACGUCGGACGGCAACAAGGGGGGAAAAGGGGCGAACCGCAUCAUCGCCUUUAUUCACCUCCGGCUUUCAGCGAAUUUCGAGAUGUCAAGAAAGCUACAAAGAACAGAAGUCUGUGCAGAUUGCAGUGCGCCAGGUAAGGUAGACGAAACGAGUAAAAAGAUAGACCCUUGUACCUUAACAACAUUGAGGGGUGCGACAUGGUGGGACAACAGGGCGCAGCUUCAGUGGCUGUCAGCGGGUCCGCAGAGCAGGAAACCGAUUGAGGGCUUCCUGGCGUCGUCAAGGCCCCAAUUUAACAGUGUAAAAUAGGCGUCACUUCUCUCAGAAAGAGCCCAGGCUGAGCUGUAUUCCUUGAAAAUGUGUUUCUUUCAGUGGCUUUUAUAUACACGUCUUGACUAACAAUACAUGCUAAGCUUUGUUGCACCCAGAGUUUGGAUUAUGUCAAUCCCUAACCCCCAAGUAAUGUUUGUUUUCAUUCCUGUGACCAGGAUGGGCGUCUUAGCACGCUAGCUUAGCCUGGCCAACGACUAUGCGGUUUUGACAUGCUCUGUCAACUUUAUUAUCAACUUGCCUGCAAGAUGUAACGACGAACAACUUUCAGAUUAAACUCCAAACCCCUGUGCUAUUUCGAACGAUUUUCUGUGGCGUUUUUUAAUUGUAUAUCAGGUUAGCAGUGGAGGUUAUGCUACAAUUAUAGCUGGUCUGGCUAACUUUUUGCUAAUCGCCCAUAUUGCUGAAUCCAUUCUGCCAACCCUCUAACCAUUUAACAAUCCUGUUCAUAUUCAUCCGACAGGGUUUAGGUUGUUUUUGACUGACUGGAAACCCAAGAGAGUUUAAUUUAGUGGAGAUUUGUGUGAAGUAAAAUCCUAACUAAUCUUAACCAACGUCAAUCGUCAGGCUUAUUCGUUGGAAAGCGAACUUUAUGCCUAUUUUGUAAGUCAGAAAGAAGAAGAGUGUCCCAAUUUAUAAUGUUUUAAUUAUCAUUAUGGUUUUGCACUACACGGAUGUGACAAAACAAUGACGUUACUAUUGUUAGUAUUAAUAUCGCGAGUGAGGUGAAAGUGGGUUUAGCCUGGCUUACAGCCUCACCUAAAUGUGAGUUCAUUUUGAGGCAUUAGUCAUACUUUGGCUUUGUGUGUGUGUGUGUGUGUGUGUGUGUGUGUGUGUGUGUGUGUGUGUGUGUGUGUGUGUGUGUGUGUUAGCAUCUGUUUAUGUGUGCAUAUAGUAUAAUAGUUGUUUUCCUCGCAGAUGUUUUUGCUCUCCAAGCCUUUAGGUACAGUUCCUAUGGCUUUACUUUGGUACUACUGUGAUGUGCAACUAUUUCCUGCUACUUUUAUCCAGUCAAUGUGUUGCUUCAAUGCCCCACAAAAACUUUUCAUCAUCUCAGCAGCAUCAAAUCAACCCCAGAUGAAACCUAGGAAUGCUCUAAAGUGAGGGGAAGCAAUGUUCACACUGCUAGCAAAAGUGACCUUAAUCCAUGGAUGUGGCACAAGUGUUCAGGCACAUGUAAACAAGAGAUGGGAUUUGUGGCUCUUUGAAGAGUCGAUCCUUUUAAAGAGCUGUUGAAAAUACUGGGUUGGUGUUAUAUUUAAGGGACGUUCCGGUGUAGAAUAAUUUAGGGUCAAACACACCUUAACACAGAGUUGGACACCUUGAGAGAUGAAUGUUGCUGACCGCUUGCUUCUUUAGUUAUACCAAUUUUAGUAAUGGCUGCAGGAUAGCAAUACACAACUGUAUUAAACAGAACAUUAAGAACAUUUAUGAUCAUUACUUUAUUGUUAACUUUAAGUAAUAAUCACCAUAUUAAUCAUUUUUGCACUGCAGACGCAGUAGCUCUUCUGCCUUAGCGUCUCGGUCUGAUUGCAUUUCCAUGAAGAAAUGAUCAUAAAUGUUCCUCCUUGAGCUGCGUCACCCCGCAGCAGUUCUUAAUGGACUGGCCUGAGGUCUCGCUACAAACAAGUGGCUGCUGGAAGAGAGUAGGUGAGUUGUGUUUAGUCUCUUUGCUAAAGAAAUCAGGCAAAGCUAAAAAGAUGCUUGGUGGCUAGUGCUGUGGCUGGGACCCUAAAUGUACUGUUGAUGAAGUUAGGUGCUGUUCUGAGCAUUAUUUGUGGCUAUAGAGUGGCGUUUUGGUUGAGGUUUGUUAAUGGCUCCUCAGACCACUGUGUAUUGCUAUCCUGUGGUCGUUACUAAAGUUGGUAAAAUUAGAGAAGAAGCGGUCAGUAACAUUCAUCUCUCCAGGGGGUGUCUAACUCGGUGUUACGGUGUGUUUGACCCUAAAUUAAUUUUACGCCGUAAUAUCCCUUUAAUUUAUUUUUUAGAAGUCAACCAGGGGUUACUCCACCACUCAACUGAUUGACCAUAAUAGAGGGUGCAGGGCCGAAACAUUAAGUCUGCCCUUGGCCUGCCUCCAGAGAGUUGGUCAAUCAAAUGAAGAAGGCCCAUGAAACCUAAUUAUCAUUAUUAUUAUUAUUAUUAUUAUUAUUACUAAUAAAUAUUUGAAUCUGUAGUUGGUUGCUUUUAUAGUAACUUUAAAACAAUGUCUGAAAGAGAAAGCUCAUAGAAUGGAGCGAGAAAAAGAGGGCCAGUAGAUGAUGAGCUUUGCUUCCCCUUCCUGCUGGCAUCUCUUCAUAUUUUAAUUGAGGCAAAUAGUCAUACACCCUUUCCUACCAAAUGGCCACAUUUUAAAUAAUUCUCCCAACAUAACUCUCAGUGCCUUCCUUAAGUGCAAGAUACUCCAGUUAACUUUUGAUCCUGUCUGAUCGUGUUAGUGUGACUGCAGAGUUUAAAUAAUUGAUAAGGUUGAACUAUGUCACAUAGCCUCCACAAGUGCAGCAUCUCUCUCGGUUUGGAAAGACACUGAUGUUUCUAAUGUAUGGGAGUAACUGAGCAGAUGUACCUUCAAUUAUAUCAUGAACAUAUCUCAUACAGUGUUCUGUCUAUUGAAGAACAACACUGACACUCUGAUAAGUUUGAUUCAUAUUACACUAAAAACACACUUAUGUAUUAUCAUGCAACUCGAGCCAGACUUUAUGCUGUUUCCCUUGUAAUGAUGCAGUAAUGCAAAACAGUCACAUUAAGUAGCUUAACAGUAUAUGAAUUCACGCAGUAUAUUUCUAUGCUUUCUUUUAGAUAUUGUAAACAACGACACAAGUCACACAAACUCUGAUCUUCUCAAAUAACAUUUUUGACAAUAUGUUGUUCAAAAGCAGCAACAGGUCAAAGGUUGGGAUAUGUGAUCACAGUCUGAACAGUGUUCUGUGGAGCAGUGACCACUGCAUCAGUGAAGAGGUGUGUGGAAACCCAGUUGGUGCCUGGAGUUGUGGGACUGGCAUAUCGCUGAAGUAGUGAAGACCUGGUUGACUCUUACCGGAGUAAAGAAAAUGCUAUUAGGUCUAUAAUCAGAUGAGGGGCAGCUAGUAACCCACAUGUUACAAAGUCACAAUUAGGGGUGUCCUGAUUCAACUUUUUGACUUCCGAUACGAUACCGAUAUUGUAGCCUUUAAUAUUCAGAGAUACUGAUAUUGAUCCGAUAUUGAUCCGAUAUUGACACAAACGUUUUUCACUAAGCUGCAGUGACUUUUUCGGACUUAAACAAAAAAUACUGCCGCAAGGCCAACAUCACUCUUACUCCUUGCUAUUUCGUUCGUACCUUAGUACACACUGUUGUUGAGAUUUUUUUGAGCUCAGCCUGCUGGAUCAUGGCACUGCUCGAUAGAGGUGCCGGAGCGGAGUCUGGAAUGGACUGCUUGUGUCGGAGUGCUGAUAUCGGAGAUUUUAGAUGCAGGCUGAUAUAAUCCGAUAUUCGUUUUCUGCUGAUAUAGGACCAAUAUCGAUAUCGUAUCGGGACAACCCUAGUCAGAAUCCUGGCUGUCGGCUUACUUGGUACUGGUCUCCAGAGUUACAGCUCCCCUCCCAAACACCUGCACUGACAGAACGGCACAAUAGGGGUUUGAAUCUUUCAGUAGCUCAGGGACAGCAGGUAAAAGGAACUGUUUAGAUGCAGACUGGAAUAAUUAUGUUUUAAUACACCAGAGUGAAAAACACAAGGCUUUUUAAAAUCUGAAAAUCAUGUAAACUAUUAAAGAGGUAUCAAAGAAGAACUUAAGAGUCUCAAAAAACUGUAUAAACCCCUUUUAAAAGGUUUUGUUUCAUCUGCAAAGAAUUUAGAGCUUCAAAGAUAUUCAGAAAGUCAAACCUGUAAGAACAUUUAAAAUUGUAUGAUCUGACAAAUAUUCUGACUGAUGUGAGAUUCAAUUGAUGUGGAACUCAGUUAGCUGUGCUGUUUUUGUCUGAGCAAGUAGUUCUCUGACACCAGAGGCAGAAGAGCUGUGACUGAAUUAAGUAUAUUUUAACUCAUUGUGUCUUCCCAGAGAAGAAAAGCACCAACUCUGCCUCUACUUCUAAAUGUCAUAUUUCCAAUUGAGUUUUAUGAUUUAGGACACAGUCAGGAGCUUUUAAAUGUGUUUGGCCCUGUAGUCAGGGCUUUGAGCAGUCAAUCAUACAUGACAAUAUUCAGUGUUUUCCUACAAAGGCCAUGUCAGCUUUGCCUCUCAGAAACUGCCCAAAGCAACAGAACAGAAGCGAGGCUACCUACGGCUGCAGGGGAUGGGGCAAAUAAUACAAGCUAAUUCAGCUAAUCAUAAAUAACCCAGCACAAUCAUAAACGUUGGUGCAGGUGUACAAUGUAGUAAGAGAUUUCUCAGCACUUCACUUUGCUAUCAGAGAACCCAUCCCACAUUUCUCAGAUGUAGCACAUAAGUUGUUCUGUAUGUAGCACAAUGAUCAGCUGGUGGGAUAUUUAGACUUUGAAAGACAAAAAAAUAAAAUUAACAAAGCGUGUGAUUCUGACAGAGACAAUGAUGAGGUGGGUUUGACUGUAGAUACAAGGGGACAGCUUUAUGAAAAGGACUUUUUCAGUGGAAACUGACGGGGAUCCCUUCAGGAUAAUUCACUAAUUAUUGACAUUUAUUGUCCCCGUAGGCCCUCGUGGGUACGUUUUUUGGUCUUUCAGAUAGGUUUUUCUGCUGUCAUUUUGGAAAGGAGGGCCUGAGCGCUACGAUGUACAAUAUCAAAUGUGGUGAAGAGAGUCUCCAAUCAGUGUUCUCUUUAUGGUCAUUUUCUUUACAGUUUUUCUGCUGUACUUGGGAGUGAAAUCAGAGCAGGAUAGUCAUUAAGAAACUCUUCCUUGCACAUUUUUUUAAGAUCAUUAUAAAAAAAAAUUGCUUCAAUUCAGUAGAAUAGCUAAAAAAGAUAUAAGAAAUACAGGGGUUGAAGAGGUAAUAUGAAGAUGUGCAGGAAAACAUUUUGGUUGGUAUAUCAUAGGUAUCAGGUCAAGCACAUGGGAAGCAUACCCUACCAAAUGAUCUACUGGCACCACCUGCUGAAGCCAGUUGAAGCAGUAAAUGAUAUGUCAACAGAGACUGCAGUUUUGGUUUUGCGCCAUAAAGUGAAUGUAAUGACAGAAAAAUGAAAACUCUUAAUGCAGAAUGCUUUUUCUAUCACACAUUCAAAACCUGUGAAAUCAUAGAACCAUCCAUUUACUCUUUCUGACAGACCCUGGCUGGACCAGUAUCAACCGAGGGGUCCUGAUCUGUGAUGAAUGCUGUUCUGUCCACCGCAGCUUGGGUCGCCACAUCUCUAUAGUCAAGCAUCUGAGGCACAGUGGAUGGCCUCCUGCACUACUGCAGGUAUGGCACAGCAGUCAGGAGGAAGUCAUUGAAGGAGGUCUCAAAUUUUGAAUAAAUGUGGUACUUGUGACCUGAAAUACUAUCAUUUAAAGUGAGCAUGUUUACUGAAAUCUAAGGAGCAUACAGUGUGUGAGUCCAUUCCAACAUGUUGUAUACCUGCUUUUAAUUUAAAAAUAAUUUGGAAUAUUUUUUCAUCAUGCAUAAUUCUAUACAUGUAUUUCUAUAGUGCAUAAUGUUGGGCUUUGUUGUUAUUCUAAAAAUAUUCAGACUUAUUCCACAAGCGCUGUAGAGUGAUUUACUCAGGAAUAUUCUUUUGAUGAUGGUCAUGCAAGAUGGUGUACCAUCAGUGAGUCAUUGCUUUCUGUGCUUGUUUUAGAUGGUUCAGACUCUGGCAAGUAACGGGGCCAACUCCAUAUGGGAACACAGUCUCCUGGAUCCUGCUCAGGUGCAAAGUGGGCGUCGGAAACCCAACCCCCAGGAUAAAAUUCAGUACGUAUACUUCUUUCCUUUCUAGGCUCAAACAGAACGCUAAAACUACCACACAUCACCUGUGCUGAUGAUAUUGCUCUUGCUUGUGUGUGUGUGUGUGUGUGUGUGUGUGUGUGUGUGUGUGUGUGUGUGUGUGUGUGUGUGUGUGUGUGUGUGUGUGUGUGUGUGUGUGUGUGUGUGUUGGGGAGGAAUCUUAUUGGACCAAAAAAAUGUGAAUUUCACCUGCUGAUGUUAGCAAUGCUGUAGAAAAAAAACCUUUUCUAUCUGUAUUUUACACAAAAUUGUCAAAACACAUUGUCAAUCACCUCUAAAGGUUGUGUUUUGGUUAACAAAUGGAACAACUGCAUCUAGUUAUGCUUUUGUAGAGUGUGUACAAGUGGUUUCAGGGCUUAUGAAACUAUCUUUCAGGCCACUUACAGACAUGUCCCCGUAAAAAAAACUCAAUCAUCCUAGCAGUAUUCUGGAUGCACAUUGCUAUUCAUUUCAAUAGUUACUAUUCUAAACUAAAUUAAGCUUUGGCUUUCUCAUGUAUUGUUUUUCUGUACAUAAAGGACAUACUUAGGCUAUUUAAAGAUUUGUGGGGGUUUUCUGACUCAAGUUUUAACUGUUAUUAUCCCACCAUAGCAGAAACCAUAGUGACAGAGACACUGUGAUACAUUAGCUUUACUCUUUAGAUUUUAGAUUUACUUAAUAUUCUAUGUGCCUAAGUUAAGUUAAGUCAUUAAGGGGUGAUAGAGGUGAUCAGCAACAACAACCAGAAUCUAACUAUAGUGGCAGUGCCCCUUAAAGUUUUUUCAUGCCAGAAAGUGAGACCCUAACCGCCACUAAACAACAGCAUAACUGACUCAUACUUGCUGAGUGAAAUGAUCAGGUGAGCUGUUGGUUUAUACCAGCUUCAGACAGCAAGCAGCAAAUUCACGGCAGAUUUUAAACACAUCAUCAGUAGUUAUAGAGUAAAUGCUUAAUUACACAAUCUACAAAACAGACUUAAAACAGUCAUUUGACUGUAUGACCUAUCUCAGAGUCAUAGAAGGGACCGUGUAGCAAUAAUGGCAAAGAAGAAAGGCAGCCAUGCUUCCACAGGUGCUUUUAACACCCUCUCACAACUCCAGGGGCAAGGCCAGGGGAAGAGUUUUAGUGGGGUAAGUUCAGAGUCAACAGGGGGCAAUACACCAACAUAAACAAUGCCCACUACAACAAGCUUUUCUUGCUGCCUUAAGAUGAUGGUGUAAUAGCAAUGGACUUGAUCACAAGACAUUCUAGUGCAAACAGAUGAGUGGAAGAGAGUCUGUUGUUUUAUCUGAGUGCUCGGAUCAUAAAUCAAAACUUAAAUUUGGUAGGAGAAAGGGAUUUUCAAGUUGAACAAAGGCCUUUAACAAAGAAUGAGACAUGAAAUAAAAUAUCAGCAUCUUUUGAUUAUCUGUUUGGAAAAUAGUGACACAACUUAGAGUCCUAGCUCAUGUGACAGAGUAACAUGGACCAUACUGGAAAAUAUUGUUUCCUAACCAAAGAUUUACACACAUUUACAUUUACACACUUGCCUUGGGGUUUGAUUUUAUUAACUGAACCUCUCCUUCAUUGCAGUCCUACCAAGUCAGAGUUCAUCAGAGCCAAAUACCAGAUGCUGGCGUUUGUGCACAAGCUGCCCUGCCGUGAAGAUGAUGGUGUAACCACUAAGGACCUCAGUAAGGUGGGGGGCUCAGUAUUUAACAGCCAAGAACAGUUACUGCAUAUCUCGUUGUAACUAAUGGUGGAUCCAAACUAAAUCAAAUCAAAUCAAAUCAAGGGACUGAAAAUUUAUGAGUGCAGGUGUAAGCAAAAUGAGUUUUCAGUGGCCCUUUCCAAAUAGAAGCACUGCAAUAAACUCUGUUCCAAAGCCUCUGGCUUUCUCUUCCACAGAACCAAACAACACUGUCAUGAUGUUGCAUCACUGUGUGUUUUCACUCAGUAUGACACUCAGUUUGUUUGCAUGCACAGUUAAAUCGAGCUAUAGCUUGAUACUGUCCCCAUCCCAGUUGACAUUCACUGGGCAAGAACCAAAUCACUGACAGAAACAUGUCUGCCUCUGCGAGGGUAUUUGGCGACAUGACCCCUCUCACUAUUGGGUCUUCAACUGAAAGUGUUACGUAUCAAAACACCGUUGUAUCUUUGUCAAGGUUUCGUUUACUACCUGGCUUUCCAACAACACAUCCAUGUUGUUCAACCACUGGCUUAGAGCCUGGCGUGCGAACACUGGCGCAUGUGCAGAACGUUUAGGCCAGUUUCAGCUCGAUUGAGCCUUACACAUGCAAGAGAAAAUUGACCUCCAGCAAUUAUCCAGGUAUGUUAGUAUGACCACGAGAAGUUCAAUUUCAGUCAGACUAAUGUGUUUACAUACAAUUUAAAAGUCCAGUUUCACCUGGACUAUUGCAAUAAAUCAACUUUUUCAAGUGCAUGUAAACAUACUGACUGUUGUGGAAAUAUUGAGCGAAUUGUACAAACAACAGCGUCACACAAAAACCACAGAUUCCAACUGAACUUUUCCUGCCUCUGCAGCUAGUUGAAUGGACAAGCAACUUUACAUUCCUGUUCCACCAUCUUCCUCUCAAAACAAAAAAGCUAGGCGUUAUAAUGUUGUUACAAACUCACUUUAAACAGGCGGUGGAUAAAAGCUCUAUGGGUGAGAAAUGUUAGACCUCCUGAAUAAACAUGGACACAUGCACAAGCACACUCUUCAAUGACACAGCUGUAAUGUUUCUGUUUGGACUCUGUGUUUCUCUUUUUGAUGCCUUUUUUCUUUCUUUCUAAAUCAGCAACUCCACUCCAGUGUAAGGACAGGGAGUUUAGAGACGUGCCUUCGGCUCCUGUCCCUUGGCGCUCAAGCUAACUUCUUCCACCCGGUCAGAAAAGUUCUUCAGAUUGAACCAGCUACAAAGAAAUGAGUCAGUUUAGUUCAGUAACUUUUUUAGGGACAGCCCUGAUCAUUUUUAUGUGUGUGUUCAGGAGAAGGGCACUACGCCACUCCAUGUGGCAGCCAAGGCAGGCCAGAUCCUGCAGGCUGAGCUGCUAGUAGUAUAUGGUGCAGAUCCUGGGGCACCUGACAUUAAUGGACGCACACCGAUGGACUAUGCAAGGUACAAGAUGAUAGAAACACCUAUUGAUAAUAACGUAACUUCAGCUAAAGAGUCAAAUCUAGAAUUAGAUAAUCAGCAAGAGACAUGUGAGAGGAAAAAAAGUAUUUAAAUAUAACGUUUUGGUUUUCAAUGUUCCAGGCAGGCCGGCCAUAUCGAGCUAGCAGAAAGGCUGGUAGAGUGUCAGUACGAACUGACGGACAGACUAGCAUUCUACCUUUGUGGACGCCGACCAGGUAACUCCCUUCUCUAGUUUAUGUGCAACGUUUGUAGACAUCAGCCAAAUGCACUUGAUUUUUAGCUACCUACAUACACUUCAGCAUAGUAGUUGGUUCAGUGUAAAUCUAUCUUUAAUCCUAACCCUAACCAUCCCUUUUUCUUUGCUUUUUAGAUCACAAAAAUGGCCAUUAUAUCAUUCCCCAAAUGGCAGACAGGUAUGGACCUUGAGUAAUUUUGGUGUUUAAGUCGAACCAGCCUAGCAUGGCAUGGUUCUGUUGCAUGUCAUCUCUCUGUUUGUACGUACUUGAACUUUUCAGCUGCCUUACUCUCCAAAGUUAUCCCUGUCCCUGUCUCUAUCUUGCAUGAGAUAAUUGUUCAUGUUGCAGUCAGGUAUACUGACCCCAGGGGGGCACCAUAGUAAGUGAAAAUUCACCAAAAAAUGACAUAAAUGAGGAGAAACAGGGGCACAUGUAACAUAGAUUGUUGUAUAUUACAGGUAGUGGUGUAAGUUUUAAAGUUACCUUUGAUUUUUGACAGAAGUCAGAAGUGUACAGGUCGAUUCGAUUCAGUAUUUGUACGUCCAGUCACAGGUCAAGAUAUCACAAUGUUUGUUACACAAUUGAAGAAGUCUUGUAUCCCUUUGGCAUCAGUGACUACAUGAUAGACUACAACAUAGAGACUUUCUCACCUCGCACAGCAUUUCUUUACAUCUGAUCAUUUCUUGAGACGCAAAAAAACUGCCUAGAGGAGAUAUUAAACAUGUCCAAUCACAUGUAGGGUUCAGCAAAUGUUAUCUUGUGUCAGCUUUUAAUGAAUAAAGCCUGUUUGAUCUAGACUAGUUAUAUGAGGGAUGUUUUUUUCAAGCUUUAUGAAUAAAGAUCUUAUAAUGUUAAUUUAGAACAUUUAUUGGGCGAAAACUGCCACAGUCAAGUUUAUCUUUACCUUUCUUGGGUAUCUCUUUUCUUCUUUGAGGGCCACUGUUGUUUUUUCAUAUUCCCUCUACUACCUCAGCAAAUCUGGUGUGUAGUCGUGGUCGAAGUGUAUCCGCUUCCCUUGAAAAUCGUUUUUUUCUUUUCAGCACAUCUCUUUUUAUCCUUUUGCUCAAAAACUUGACCACAACAGAAGUGAUCUUGGCAGUGCUGUAACUGGAGGAGUUGGUACAAGUGUCUGGUGCACUCUUAAGUUUUCGUAGUUGUUAUGCUAUCCUCAGCUCGUUCCUUAACGUGCCCAACAUGCAUCCUGGGAGUUUUAGGCAUACAACUUAAGGUUUUAACAGCAUCAGAGGAUGUCAAUAUGCAAGGUUCUCUCACUGUGAUCAGCUGUUAUUCAUCAGUAAUCAACUUUAUCAUGGAUAAUUAAUGAAAAAUGAACAUGUGCCCAAUCUCAAUAUUUGCAUUCAUAAUAUCCCUCUGGUUCUUUGUUCAAUCUUAUGUGAUCUGGGUGUGCUGCAGUCUCAUGCACUUCCCUGGGCUUUCUAUGCUUGAAAGGAAAAAAUUUAAAGUUACAACAAAUGGCAUUCAUCCACCUCUGAGCACAGUUCUGCGGUUCAAGAACAGUGUCAUGACUUUACUCAGACCUCUUAAGAAGUCUGCAGAAACCCUCGUACAAACACAUUUAAGGAAAAUCUUUACAUUUUGAUGAAGAAGGUCUGUUGUUGACUGUUACAUAAAUGCAAAGCAGUAGGGGACCACAGCAUCGAUAAUGCAUGUAUGUCACAAGUUACGUAGAUUUUUUUUGGCUAGUUUGCAACACAAGCACAGAUACAGAUUAGAUACAUACAUUGUUAGAGGAUAUAGUUUUUCCAAGCCCCCGUCUACAUUAGAUCAUGCUGGUAGUAGCCAUAAGAUCUGCAGACUUUGUAGAUGUGCUGAGUCACACCUCGAGACUCUCAGAGAGGCUUUGCAACAACAGUGUAAAUGUAUCUCAGAAUAUAUAACUAAGAAAAGAAAAUGAAGAAGUCAGAAAUGUUUGUUCUCAAGGGAGUUGUAGUAAUCCGCUGUCUUACUCCACUUGAUGAAUGGGUCCUCUUGAUGAUAACAAUGAAGCUGUUUUGAUGUCGCCUCUCUACCCCCUCUCUGUCUGUUUCUUCUUUUUCUCACUCAUCUUCUGUUCUCUCCUAUUUGCUGCGCUUGGUGGAGACAGAGCUCGUCCUAAGUGCCCAACUCAGAGGUAUCUUUUCUUUCCUUGCUUUUCCCAAAUCUUUUCCCUGAUUUCAAUUCCCCCUGUCUCGAAUAUCCCAUCUCCCGUGGCUUUCCCUGAUAUCCAUUUUCUUUGAUGGUUACACAGUAAAAGGUCAUUAAGUCGUAUUGUAUUAUGAGUUGAAAAUAGAGGUGUACAGUUAGUCAUGAGGGGAAAAAUCAACAUGGCAUACAGUUUUAUGUAUUCUUAGUGAAUAUCUUUAAAGUCGGUCCUGAAAAAUGUUAAACCCUAAAUGUAGUUUCUCUGUUAAUUGAGCCAAAGCUUUGUUUAUGUGUGUAAUCUCAGGUCAUCACAGUCCACAGCCACAUUAAGUGAGGGAAUGUUAUGUUUUGACUUAAAAGUAGGGUAGGCAGGAUCUGAGGAAGGGCCAGUUUUCCCCUCAGUUCCUCCUCUUCCCUCCCUCUCUGCUCCAACAAGCCCCGCCCACAAACAGACUCUCCUGCUCGCUCGUAUCGUUCCGGUAAAAUUCUGAUAUAAUGCAGAUAAAUACUUCAGAUAAUUACAAAUGGGGUCCAGUCAACGUGAAAGUAAACAGCAUUGGUGCUACUGUAGAUGCCAACAGACUACCAGCAAAUACAAUGUUUGAAGGACUUCUACGACUAGGAUAAAGUGACAUACUCCAGGACCCGAGGUAAACAGUUUAGUGGCGCUACAACACACAGCAGGUCCCGUUUGACAAGAAACAAAUCCUGCCUACCCCACCUUUAAACUUUAACUUUGGCAAAUUUCUAAUGGAUGCUGCUUGUGAGGUCUAAGAUGCAGUCUGCACCUUUGACUUACAUAAAGUGUCUUUCAGGUCAAAAUAGCUCCAAGGGCCUAUCAGCUUUUUGAUCGGACACUCAGCGCAUCCCACUCUAGAAUCUGCCCUGCCUUUCCCUGUCAUUGCCCAACCCCUCUCUGGUCAAACAUCCAUCUCAACCCCUCACUUCUUUUUCCUCUAUCUAUCUCCAUUUUUUCACUCCACUCCUCCUUACCUCUCUUUAUUCCACCUGACAGUGUUGUGUUUGUCUGACUGCUGUCCUCUGUGCAUUUUAGUCUUGACCUCUCAGAGCUGGCCAAGGCUGCCAAGAAGAAACUUCAAGCGGUAAGUGAAGUCAAACCAUGAAAUCUUAGAUUGCAGCCAAUAUUACUUUUUGAUUAAUUAUAAACAGAUUCUUGUACAAUUGGCAGUAGGCGUCUGUAGUUUUCAAGGUAAUGUGAAAGGAUAAAGGAUUUGUAAAAAGGAUAAAAAAGUUUGUUGACACGACAGAUUUUCUAUUCUUUGCCAAAAUAGUUUUAGCCACUGCAGGGCCAGCUGUAAAGAGAUAAGAAUGCAAAAAUUGAAACCUGAUGAGAUGAUGUCUUCCCGCAUCAACCACAUGACCCAGAAAUUUCUUGAAAAAGCAAUGCCAUUUUUUCGAACAUGUCAGGUAAAGUCUGAAUAUUGCAGCCAACUUGAAUAUCAGGUGGUUUCAUUUUCUCUGUCCUCUUGUUAUGUACAUUUUACGCUGGUAUACAUCUGUUUAUCUAUCUGAGGUCAGUUUGUUUUGUGUGUCCGACAGCUCAACAAUCGACUGUUUGAGGAGCUUGCGAUGGAUGUCUAUGAUGAAGUAGAUCGUAGAGAAAAUGAUGCAGGUAAGCCUCAUAGUUUCCCUCUUCUAUUUAUGAAAGGAACUUGGAAAGAAAAAACAAAACAAAAAUAGAUGUUUGGAGUUGUCACUGUGAAUAUAGACAUUGUGAGGUUAUAGACUAUUUACCAGCAAACAUGGCCAAAUAGAGCUUUGGUUGAAGGAGGAAAAACUGAAGACUAUUACACAAUGAAAGUCUGAAACACUGCUGAAGUAGAGUACCACCCUGAAUCCCAAUAAUGUUGGUGUCUCUGUGAAUAAAUAAACACACAUUGCAUUAUACUGUUAAGGAAGUGCGAGAGGCACAGCAUGUCAACACAUAGUGGGAGCUUCACACACGCUUAGACAUGCACGUACACACAGCACUGUUCAGCUUCGCUUUGUCUCCCGGCAGAGGUGGAAAGUAACAAAAUAUUUGGGUAUUCCUCUAACUGUCUCUUUCUCUGCUACAAAACUUUAUCUCAAAGGCAAAAACUGUCAUUUUGACUCCACUGCCCUACAUGAAGGUUUUUCACAGAAGUAAAUGUAUUUUAUGUUAUUCUUAGAGAGAAAACACCAUUCGAAAUGAUCAGGGCUUGUGCAAAUCACCCCUCUGUGACUCUUUUUAAAUGUUAAAAAAAAUAGUUUAAUGAUCCGUCUUGGUUUUAAUCCCUAUCCUUGUUUAUGGGCACCAUAUCUUAUGUAAUAUGCAGCCAAACUGUGACAGUAACAGUUUUUCAAUGUGUCUCCUUCUUGCCCUACAGAAUGUAAAGAGAAAAUGAUGCCACUGAUGUUGGCUGCUUUUCAAGGGGUGUUUGUGGGCUUGUGCAACUCAUAGUGCGACACAGUACCUCUACUCGUUUGCAUGCCAUUAAGAUGUUAAAUAAAUUGGUCAUGCUGUUGCUCUUACUUUUAACAAACCUGGCAGUGAAUUCUGGUGCUGCAAUACCAAACCAGGCUGGAACAACCCAAUGAGACCUUUUUGGGAACAAACUAUCAGCCAUGUUGUUUAUGUGUGUAUGGGUUAACCAGGUGUUGGUAAAGUUCUGGAGUGAACACACAAAAAUAAAGAAAAAUUUUAUUUUCAUCUUCUUUUCCCUAGUGUGGCUCACAACCCAGAACCACAGCACCCUGGUGACAGAACGCAGUGCAGUGCCCUUCCUACCAGUCAAUCCCGAAUACUCAGCCACACGCAACCAGGUAAACACACAUAAACCUCUCAUUCCAGUAAUCAAAGGUAGCAUAUAUACUCAAAUACGAUAGCAUUUAUAUUUACCUCAAGAAUAUUAAAACCAAAACAAGAUUAAACAUUUUUUAUAAACAGAAAGCCAAGAGACGUGUUUGUCCCUCAUGUUUCAAGGGAGAAGCUGAGGACAAGUGUGAAAAAGAAGCCAUGUUUUUUAUUCUUGAAAGCAGAGGACAGAUCUGUGUUUUUUUUUACUUAUUCUCAUCUGUCCUGAUGUUUUUUUCAUAUAGUUUUUCCUUUUCUGUGUAAACACUAACUUUCAAAGCAAGCAAGGAUUAUAUUCAAACAUUAUGGUCACUUUGCUCACAGUUAAGUAAAUCACAAUUGUGGAAAAAAAGGAAAUGAAGACAAACAAAGUUCGAGUUAAGCCUUGUGUAACAUGACUUUGUGUGACAAUUUUAAUGAAUUACUGAAGUGAAAAGUGACUCUUUAACUUAAAUGCAAAUGUUUUAUCAUAAAUCCAUGGCUUCUUUUUUUUAUGUAAUCUGGCUUUUGAUGACAUGCGGAUGUUAUGUUAUGUUAUGUUAUGUUUGGCCACCGCACAUAUGCUCGUUAAACAGCAGCUGCUUGGGUAAUAAACCACUGGCUCACGGCUGCACUGUGUCUAAAUUUCAGAGAUGAUAGAAAGUUUCAAGUGAAUCUGGUAUUCAUGUCAGGUUGUGGCUGCAAAAAUAAAACAAAGUCUUCUUACUUGUUCUUUAGGGCCGCCAGAAACUGGCACGAUUCAACGCCAGGGAGUUUGCCACACUCAUCAUUGACAUCCUGAGUGAUGCCAAAAGAAGACAACAGGGGAAGGGGCUCAGCAGUCCCACAGGUGAGACACAAACUUCUAAAUUUGGGGUUUGUUGCUAUGGUUUCGAUAUUGAUGUCUUUUCAACUGAGAUAACAAGAAGUGGGUCAAGGGGGUUUCGUUGAACCUCAUGGUGUUUUUAACAGGAAUGGAAGUCUGGCCAGGUGAUAGUCAGCUUGAAUGAGCAGGAGCCUUAUACUGUUGUGAGGAAAUUCAGUAGUUGAGUUGAAAUGUAGGAGGUGGUGUUGCCAGGUAACAUAUCAGAAAAGCAAAAAAAUCUAUCCAUUUGGAGAUGAGCUCAAAUCAUCCCUACUGGGGUGAAACCAUCCAAAUUGAGAGAUCAUGCCUUACCCAAAAGGUUCAAAAUUACUGACUUAAUCCUGACAGUCUUCAUUUUUUUUCUUAACCAUCAGUGACAGCUAAAAACACAACUAAGAGUUAAGAGACAGGAAAUGAUUUGUAGCGGAAAAAUUCUUUACAAGGUUCAGAAGAGGAAGCAAGUGAUUCAAGUUCAAAAUGUAGUUUGAAGGAACUUUUCUGUGUGGUUUUGAAGAUAAGAAACAAGUUCCAAAAAGAUGGACAUUAAACAUGUAGGUAGGUUUGAAUGCAUGAGUCAGCUUUACAGAUCCAAAUAUACAGUCACAGAGUAAAAGGAUGUCAGAAUGCUACAGAGUGGUAACAAACAGCAAGAUAUCUAACAAUUUAUGUCAGGUGAGUCAGGGGGGCCACACCAGAUUUUGCUGGUUGAUCAAAAUAGCUGGAAAAAACUUUGACUGUGCACUAACUAAUCUCUAAAAUUUUGACUGGGGAAGGCACUCAGUAGAACCUACCUCAUAUGGAUCAUAGAGCCCUUUUAAAAGCGCCGCCCAGAAGGAAAGAGUUAUGAUAUUGAGUCAGGUAUACUGCAAGUACGCAGGUCUCAGGGGACCCGCUACAAAGGCACAGGGAGCCACGAGGGGAUACUGAAAAGAGGUGCGAUGCUCCUGAUUGCCAGUACCCACCAGUCUUGUUAGAUUGUCACAUAACCGGUAGCCCUCCUGUCCCAGCAGUGAACAAUGGUUUGUCAUUUAUCCCUGAGCAUCUUUAGCUUUAGGUAGUAUCACUGAAUGAGACCUUCCAAUCCUGAGACACUUGCAGAGUUGAUGCACUUAUUCUUCUUGAGUGAUGCAUGAAAACUGCUGGGCUUUUUUUUUUUCUUUCAUGAUGGAAAGCCAGUGAGGUUAAAUGCAGUCCUCUGCAUGCCACACAGCAGCAACUGCAAUAAUCCUCUGUAGCCAGCUGGGCUGCUUUUACUUUGAAGAUUACUGUAGAGGGUGUAUCUGUAAACCUUGGCCAUACUAUUUUGGUUUGACAUUACAACCUACAUAUAAUACAAGGAGUUUUAUCCAGUUUGAUGAGCUCUGAAAGGUGUAUUGGAUUUUACAGAACCACAGAUGAUGCUGAAAUUGCCUAUUCUAAAAGGUGCUGGGGUUGUCUUUGAUAAAGGCAGGUUUACCAGGAUAGAAACCCCUAGUAUGAGAUGUCUCAUCAGUUUUAUUCUCUCAGAAAAGCAAUGCAAACAUGAUGAAGAAUGGGGUGAUACAUAAAGUAUAAAAAUAUAAUACAUAAUGUAAGAAUCUAAUAUAUAAUCUUGUUUUUCUUUUGCCAGAUCCAUUGGAUCUAGGAAUUGAUGAUGAUCAGCAUGACUAUGACAGUGUAGCCUCUGAUGAAGAUACAGACAGCGAGCUGACCACCCAGAACAACAACAACACACAACGCAGCAACCGUGCAAAGGUACAGUGCCAAAAACACACAAUUUCAAAAACCAGCACACAUCUUUCAGCCAAACAAACCUCUCCACAUCCUGACUCUGGUAGUCUGGAAUUAUGUUUCAGGAAAUGAGCUCCGUCCCUCUUAGCUCUGUUUACGGUAGUCUUGAAGACAAGAAGAAUUAACAGCCUGCAUUGCUUGUCAGGGUUUGCUUUUUGUGACUGCUUGUCUCAGCAUGCUUGCAGUGGGCAGCCCACAGUGAGAGCUGCUGAAUAUCUUAUUGGUGACAUCAUCUGCUGCUCUAGGCUUAAAUUAUUGUUCAAUAUAAAAGGGUCUGUGUAUUUUUACAAUGUCGGGAAGAGAAAAGAGAAAGAGGAGGUAUGGAGCUUGAUUUUGGAAGUUGAAAUGAAAAAUCUGAAAGCAGCAACCAAACUCCACAUACUCUAUAAAUAAAUGCCAUCUCUUUUUUGCAUAAGCAUGAAAAUGGUUUCUCAGCGGUAUUGAACUGAGUUAUAGAGAUACUAUCUAUAAUUCUAAGUAGAGGCCAAAAACUUCAUCUGAUUGAUGGGUUUAACAAAAGCUUUUUUUCCCUCGCCAAGUAUUCAUAGUUGGAUAAAAACCAGAACAGCUCUGAAGAAUAUGGAAAAGAACCUGCUAAAGUUCAGGGGAAUUAUGUAGGAAUGAGUUUGGGCAUGAUCCCUGAAGACAGACAGUGGUGCAGAUGGUGCAUUAAAAAGAGAAAUGAGCCUCUCACACAGAUAAAAGCAGAGUUGUCCAACUCAAGACUGCUUACCCUCUUCUACAUCUAUUACACUCUAGUCUAUAUCGACAAAAACUGCAUGGUAAUGCCUUCUGUAUUUUCUGCGCAGUGUUGUUGACAUACAACAAUUCAUUUUAUAGAAAAAUACACUAAAAAAUUCAGUACAUCAGUUUGAAAACCUUUCACUUCUCAUAAUGUCUCUUUCUCCACCCUUAUGUCUUUAUACCCUCUUGUCCACCUCCCUUCAUGCCUUGUCUAUCCAGAGUAUGGACUCCUCAGACUUUUCAGAUGGUCCUAUAACGCUGCAGGAAUACCUCGAGGUGAAGAGGGCUCUGGCCUCCUCAGAAGCCAAGGUACAGCAGCUGAUGAAGGUCAACAACAACCUGAGCGAGGAGUUACGACGGCUUCAAAAGGAGGUAGGGAGUAUGGAGGAGUGACAAAAAAAGGACAAAUCAGGACAAAGAGGUUAGAAGAUCACCACAAGUAGAACCUCAGUUGUUAAAGCCCCACUCCGAUAGUUUUUUUUUGUACUUAGAGAAGUGUUAUCAGUGGUCUUUAAACUGUGUUUGUAUAGUUUUUAGCCAAGAUCACGUUACCUGUGUCAUUUCCAAGUGCUUUUCUGCUGCAGAGUGUGAGUAGCUCAUUAGCAAUUCCCCUCUGAGACAGCGCUGCUCUGCACACUCCUCUUCACGCUAGUUCGCAGCCAAACAUUGCGUAGUAGAAGAUACAGGUAACAUAGGAGCUAUUCAGCUCUCAGACACCAAUGUCUUUAGGGACAUGAGGAAAGUUAAUAUCAUAAUUAGCUUUUUUAUGAGCAUUUCAAUCUGCUAAUGCAGACGCUUGUUCUGUAUUCAUCCUCUCUAUUUCUCCGAGCCUGGCCUGCAGAGCGGGGCUCCGAGGAUGGAGCUUGGAUAAGUUACGUAGGACUUUUCGAUUAAUCUGAUCCUGACGUUUGGGUCUGCCAGAGAUUCACAGCGAUUUGAAUGCAGAAAUACUCAGAAAUGCAAUUUCACAUUUAUCUUUCAUAUGAUAUGUCCUCUUGUAUCCAAAAAAUGCCAUCUGAACAUGUAAACAUCAAGAAAAACAUGAUUUUCAUCGGAGUGGGUCUUUAAAAAAACAAACAAAACACGGGGUAAUUGGGAGGAGGAGGAAAAGACAAAAUAAGAUUUUUUUUUUGCUUUAUUUAAAAAAACUGGAGUGUGUGAGUAGGUUUGUCAAUUAACCCAUAUUUGCUCUUCAUGAUUGCCUUGUUUAUCAUUAGCUUUAUUGUGUUCAUUAUUGGCUGCCAGUGCGAGCUUAUGAUUCAUAUCUGUGUUUGCCACUAAAACCAGGAUUGAAGUUGGAGUUGAGGGAGGCACAUAGUUUAACCAGCAAACACUUGAGUGCACACACUGCAGACGACUAAUAAUGUGGUCCAUUCAGAUGGUCGCCAACAGUACCCCAUUGCGAGCCCUCAUUUCUCCUCAUUGCCCGUUGAAAACAGUUGAAGUGUAGGAAUGUAGCCUUCCAAACCAUUUUUAAAAACCCAAACCCUGUCCUGCCAUGCAAGCUUGACCACACAUUCCACCCUACCUCGGUACUGAUCUGAGUUUAUUUGUAUGAGGCUUUUACUGAACCUGUGAUGGCGGAUGCUUGUCUUUGACCAUUCAGUUGACCCCCUUACCUUUAACCUCCCUAUGCCCUUCCCUAUGUGCCCUAUCCAUCCUCUCAUCCUUCCCUGACUCCCCUUCCUGCUCUCCUGUAGAUCACGCGGAUGCAGACAGAGAACAGUGUGCUGCGGGGGUGCCAGCAGGCUGGGGGGGCAGCUGGCUAUGGGGUAGGGGGGCCUGGUGGAGGAGGAGGGGGAGGAGGACACCGGCAAGGUGUUGGGGGGAGAGGGGGUAUAGAUGGAGGGAGUCUGGGUGUGUUUGGGCCUGGAGUGGAGUCCCCAGUGCUCUCUGUGCCCUCCUUGGCUGUACCCCACUUGUAUCACCACCGGAGAGACCGCCAGGCCUUCUCAAUGUACGAGCCAGGGGCGGCCCCCAGCCCCACGGCCCAAGGUCCCCCAGCCCUGGACUCCCUGGCAGCCCGCCUGCAGCCCCUCAACACACCCAGCGUAAGUUAGAACUUCCCUGCCCCCCUUCUACUCUCCGCCUUCCUUUUGGUGGCUAGAGCUGUCUUUAACCUUAUCAGUGGAUGGUAGACCCAUCCGAAUCACCCCUUCAGUUCUCUCUCUCCCUAUAUCUUAGUUCCAGAUCCUUCUCUUUGAAAGGUCCAGCUGUGCAUGAAACUCCUUUCAACUGUGUUGCACUGAUUUGUCAGGGAAAACAACUCAGUCUUUGAUCUUUGGCAGAAAAAGACAAAGGGAAAGAAGAAAGAUGGAAAAGGGAUUUAGUUGUCUGUUUGGUUGCCUGCCUGCUUGACAAUUUAUCAACAUUUCACCUUGCUUUGCUCCCUUUAAUCUUCACCUUCUCACCUAUUCUCGACCAAUCAUUUCGACCUCCUUCUUGACAGUUGAAUAAUUUUGAAAUUGCUAUUACAGCUUACACACGAGGACAAAAUUGUUGGUACCUCUCUUUUAAUGAAGGAAAAACCCACAAUUGUCGCUGAAAUAACCUGAAGUUGAAAAAAGAAAUAAUUAAUAAAAAAUGAUGAGGCAAUCACUGCAAAGAUUUCUGUAACCGACAGUGAGACUUGUGCACCGGUCAACAGGUAUUCUGGCCCAAUCCUUGAGAGCAAACUGCGCUGCACCAUCUACUGGAUAAGUCAGGGAACUUUUCAAAUGGCGGAACAUUUUCGAAGUAAAAACCGAAUCUUAUUCUCCGCAUUUUAUUUCUCAAAAUAUCAGCGAAAAUCGGCGAGUUUUGGCCGAUUACAGAUUAGUCUCUAAUGGGCUAAAAUUGGCCGAUUUAAUCGGCUCGCCGAUAAAUCGGUAGGGCCCUAGUUUUUAGCUGUGUGUUUUGAAGACCCAUGAUCUGGGAGCUCACCUUUCUUUGGAGGUUGUUCUGGGCUACCAUUUUUUACUGUUUGUAUUAUCCGUCUUCUCCGUUUCUUAUCCAUUUUUCUCUUGCGGCCACUCCCAGAGAAGUUGGCUGCAAUCCUGUGGAUCUUAAACCUCUGAAUAAUAUGUGCAACUGUAGUCACAGGAACAUCAAGCUGCUUGGAGACGGUCUUAAAGCCUUUAAGACACCUGUGACGCUAAUCAGAGGACACAUCUAAAUUUAUAAUGCCCCUAUGGUCAAAUUAUUUUCAGUCAUUUCUAGGGGUACCAUCAUUUUUGUCCAGGCCUGUUUCAUUAGUUUGUUUUUAAUUAUUCUGUUGAACCACAAUUCAAAAGCAAUGUCUGAUUUUAAUUGGUUAAUUUUCAGUCAAUUUUUAUAAACUAUUUCUUUUGUCAGUUUCAACUUACUUCAGUGACAGUUGUGGGUUUUUCUUUCAAAAACAAAGAGGUACCGACAAUUUUGUCCACAUAUGUAUAAGUGAAGGAAAACAUAUAAACACACACACACACUAAAACACUCAUGGGUGAUAUUGCACUUUGGCGAUGGGAACUACUAUGGAGCUAAACACACAACCAUGCACUGCAACUGUUGACCUCUCUGUGGAAAACUCUAUGGCGUCGUGUCCAUCCACCGUCCCCAUCCACCAAGAUUUACCUGUUUGUUUCUUUGUUUCCUUUCUGUCUGUCUCUUCACCUGUCUGUCCAUUGCUCACUGAAGUGCAACUGUGCAUCCUCUGGAUGUAAGCAUUCUGUGUGUCUUUGCAUUAUUUACCUUCUGAUUAAUAGUAGGAUGAUCCUGUAACAUGCAACUAUGCAUCACUAUUAAUCAUUCUUAUUCUGUGGAUCAACAUUAGGGUAAAGUAUGUUUGUUGUCAUUUUUAGAUGUGUGGUUUUAAGAUGUUCAUCAUGAGCUAGUUUAUUUCACAUUUUUCUUUAUAUAUUUCAGAGUUUGCAAUCCUUGUAGCUCUGAUGGGAUGAUGACUGAGCUGCUGUUUAUAAAAGCAUCAUUUUUCUCUCUGCCCAUAUGCUUAUCCUUUUGCAUAAUCAGUCGUGUUUACCUAAUAGUUGUUAUUUCUGUUCCUAGUCUGUUAUCCACACACUUUUUAUUUUCUCUCUAUUCCCGUAUCUCUCUUUCUCUCUCUCUCUCUGCUCUCAUUUUCCCCUCCAUUCAUAGGUGAGAAAGGGUAGUACUGGGGGUCCAACACCAUUUGGAAGCCAGCAUUUAUCUGGAUCUGCGGAGAUGGGGAGAUACAUGGCAAGUUCUUCAACUGUACAGUUUUAAAAAUAUAACGAUAAGAGAAACAGAUUGGUUUUCCCUCCUCAAUGAUCCUGCACUCUGCCUAUUUUAAAACUGAGGGUCUUUUGUUUUAACACAAACAAAUAAAUUAUUGGCUUGAAUUCAAAUACAAACAUGAUCCUGUAAUGAUUUUUGAUAUACCCUAAUGGUAUUUUGACCCUGUGAUAUUUCAAUCACAGAAAACCUCUGGUGAUCCCAUAAAAAUGUCCAGACAUGUUGUUUUAUUAUUUAACUCAAAUAUAGCUGCAAAGGAAAACAAUUCUCCAUUAUUACUAUUUUCAAAAGAAGAAAAGGAAGAGGAAACUAUAACUGCCAUGCCAUGCAAAUGUGGUCUCAUGAGCAAGCGAUACACUAACUUCUUUUGUAAAUGCAUUUUAGGUCCCUUCCUGUUUCUACUCUGUAAUCUUCGCUAAUCAUGUAUAAUGUUGCUAUAAACCAAGUGCAGAUCAAACUGUGUAAUAAGAGAGUCAAAUGAUGCUUGCCAGAAACAGCUCAUAUAUUGUUACAAGCUGUCAAUGAUGUAACUGUUCGUAGCACUGAAAGAGUAAAUUCUCGUGUUUUUCUCCACAGGUCCCCAAACCAGAGAGGCAUUGCAGUGGAACCGACAGUGACUAUGACAACUCACAAAUGUACGAACUGUCCCUAAGGUCAGACACACUGCUUGUUACUGUGUACAAAAGGAUAAAACUAUAACAGUGUACUCAUAUCUGCAGCUUCUAGUAAAGUUGCUUUUACAAAACACAUCUUGUGCAUUUUGAGUCAGCGUUGAGUAACCAAGGCCUCUCAUUGAUAUAUAUCCUCUCUUGGUGUCAGAUUUCUCUUUAUGUUAAAGUUGUUCUUGAGAGUUUAAUUGUGUUUUGUUUUUUUUGUAAUAAGUAUGCGCCGCAGCAGUGAGGAGGAAGGUCAUGGAGAUUCAGAGGAGGGAGUAGGUGGAGACACUGUGGAGCCAGAUCCCACCCUGCCAUGCACAGAGGAUGUCAUACUGAAAACCGAACAAGUGACCAAGAAUAUCCAGGAGCUGCUAAGGGCUGCCCAGGAGUUCCAACAUGAUAGGUAAAGCACUCCAGAGAUAGAUGAAAGUCACAAAAGGAUCACACAUAAAAAAUAUUCAGACAAAAGCAGUUUUCCAAUUGUUUGUAACAGACUGCCUUUCAGCUCAGAGGCAAAGAAUGACCACUGUUUAAGAGUUUUUCAAAAGAGCACUGAACAAUAUCAGCUGCAGUGUCUGCAGAAGAAGUCCAAAAGAACCAAGGUGUAACAAUCGACAUCAUCUUGUCAGCAACUGUUUCAAGUAUCUCAUUUAUUUUCUCUUCAGCUUCGUCCCAUGUUCUGAGAAGAUCCACUCUGCAGUGACAGAGAUGGCCUCACUCUUUCCCAAAGUGAGUUUGACUUGUGUUUCAUUUCUUUUUUCUGUUGUCUCUCUUUAUUUGUUACCAUCUUGAACUCUUUCAAUCUACCACCUAGGGAUGUGCCGAUAUAUGAUUUAAUUGGGAUAUGCGAUAUUAAACAGCCGCGUAGGGUACUGUAAUAAUCGUUUCACAAAUAUAAUUUAAAGAUGAAUGGCAGUGUCACUCAGCGGAGGCGAGUGAAGCCGAGUACUUACCAACCUAACCCGCUUGUAGUCUUACCCACGGUGUCAAAGCCUCGGUAGCAAAAUGUACCCACAAACCACCACAAAAGUAGUCCCGAAUCCAAAACAAACUCUGGAAUUAAGUACAUUAAGGCCAACCUAACAAAAACGGGAACAUUAAAAGAGAAAAUGAAGAAAUUUUACAACAAAAUGUGUGGCCACCCAAAGCACUGUUGGAGCGUGUCCACUCUGUGAACCGGAAACAGUCUGAAGAAAAAAAAAGUAAACACAAACGUUCCAACUUCCAACCAACGUAACGAUGCAGGAAUGAGGAGACGCCUCGGCUGUAUCCUCUUAUUAAGAAGGUUUCGUCGGCAGUAUGGACAUUUUACGGCUUGACAAAACAGACGGAGCAGGUAAACCUGACACCAAUCUGCAGGUUAUGCCGUAAGGAAGUUGCAGCGCUGUUGUCUUACACUUAAAACCUACAUGCCCACCUCCGUGAACACCAUCUAGCAUCGUUCGCCCAAAUCAAGGUAAAAACAACAUGACCGCUACAAGUUUGGUCUACUCUACUGCUUAUUAUGGACAACGUUAGUGACAUUUCUGCUAACUUUAGUUCCAAAAAGCUAAUGCUGCCAACGUCAUGUAUUGUUCAUAUUGUUUGUGCGUGUCAUGCUGUGCACAGAGAAGUGAUUUCCCAGUUUUUUUGUCAUUUUAAUAACGUUAAAAGCAAUGCGCUAAUAUCGUGAUAAUAUCGUGAAUCGUGAUAUUUUGGGCCACCAAUAUCGUGAUAUCAAAUUUUUCAUAUCAGCACAUGCCUACUACCACCAGCUACAAAGUGAGUUGAGGUUUUACUCUGUUUCUUCAUAGCGCCCUGCAUUGGAUGCUGUCCAUUGCUCCCUCCGCCUGUUGGCUUCCAGUGCCUCACGGCUGCAGCUGGAAUGUCGAAAGGCCUCUCCCUCAGAGCCCGGGGCGCCUGCGGUGGACUACCAACUUCUCACUCAGCAAGUCAUCCAGUGCGCCUAUGACAUUGCCAAGGCAGCCAAGCAACUAGUCACCAUCACCACUCGUGAGAAGAAACAGUGAUGCUAAAAGAAAAAAAAAAUGCAUGGACAGAUGGAGAGAAAAGACACAGAAGGGAUCGAGGCAUAGGUGUGCUAAAUGGGAUAAGACGGUUGAGGUUAGGAAGGAAUAUACGUGAGAGGAUUGGGGAGGGGGAGAGAAUGCAAAUGUCAGGAAAUCGCAUGGAAAAAAGAACCAGAAGAAGUUCGAGAGAGUUUAUUUUUUUAGAAGUAACACCAUAGAGAAGAAGAAGAAAGAGACAAUCCACGACUCUGCGAGUGGAAGUUGAGAAGAACAGGUGGGAGGAUCCAACAAGAUGACGUAGAGCUUGCUGCAACCUAAAAAAAAAAAAAAAACUAUGGGGAUUAGAUGUGUAUAAUAAUCCACUCAAACUUUUACAAGUACCGGUAUCCAUGAAAUACAAAUUGUUAAAAAUCAAACUGGAACCUAGGAUGUUACUGCUUUAUUUAUUCCUGUCACUUAUCAGUCCUCCCUCUCCUAGUUUCACUGAAGAGAAGAGGAAAGUGUGUGCUGUCAAAGAGGUAAAGAGAGAAGAAAGUAGAUGGACCAACCGUGACAUACUCCUCAUCAUCUCCGUCCAGUGAGCAUUUAAGACAUUUCCCUGCCCUUUCCCUCUCUGGCCUGCUCCUCUUACCCCUCUUUUAACUGUCAUGAAGCCCCUCUAAGGUCACAGACAUGAUGAGUUUGCAGUGCAGAGGAAGACCCCCCUCCAUUCACCCAACUCAACACCCGAAUCAUACGCAGCAACCUGAGCUUUUCUCUGACAUGUCACCAAUGACUCGCAGCCAAUGGCUCACUUUGGGUACGCAGCAUGAUCUGGCAUGUUUUUUUUUUUUUUUUUUUUGUUUUUUUAUAUUUCCUUUUUUCCUGCCCUUUUUGUUUUUGAAUACGCAGAUUGGUUUGGUCUGCACCUCUCAGAGUGGGGGAGGAUCAGUGACUUACACAAACAAAACACUUACACUGGAGUUAGUGUGAUUUAUUGCUGUUUACCAUGCCUGUUGUUUUUUUUGUAUUGAUAUUUUGCUGACUGUCAUUUUGAUAUAUCUGUUCGUGUAUGUUUAUUUUAUUGUCUAAAAUAGGAAUCUCAUUAACAGAAAUAGGGAGAAAAUGGGUGAUUAUGUGCACAAACUCCUACUGGAUCUCUGGUAAACUUGCACACGUAUAGAUAUAACCUGUGAAUAGUCCUCAAACAUUCUCAAGCACUACUUUUCUUGGUAAAAGUUGAGAUUUUUCUUGUUAUAUGUUGUGAUAUCCUGUGUUAGAGGAGUUGAAAAGCUGCCAAAAGAGAGAGAAAAGGUGGAAGAGGCGAUUUGUUUUUUAAUUUUUAUUUUUAAUUUUAUUUUUUUUGUUUAAUUGUCCUUCAUACUGUAAACCCCUUGGGGCAUUCAAAACACUUUUUUUUCAUGCAUCUUUUACUGUCUUUUGGAUCUAUAUUAUAUAUUGCCAGAUAUAACAGAACAAGUGGUUUCAUCUCAGAAUCAAUAUGUUAAUUAUCUUUUUUAGCUGUGCCAAGCAAGAAAAGACAUUUUUACUGUUUGUUUAUAAAGUCUUAACCUCCCAAGGUAAGCUGAAAUGCAUUUUUUUACGUGUUGUAUCUGCCUUUGGAUGCUUGUAUGACACAGCAGCCGUUACUUGUGAGCAUGGAAAUACCAUAUAGUUGGUACACUGGCUUUUAAAUUACAGUUGAGAAAAUACCUGUUGAAAUGUUGAAAUGGAUAUUGUCACCCCAUGGGUACUUGAUUUAGCUUGCUUGAUAUUACUUUGGAUUGGCAAGUACAGUCAACAUCAUUUUCUGUCUUGGCCUGCUGAUCUAGGCCUUGGAUAUCAGGAUGUUGUUUGUUCUAUCUUACUGUGUUUGACCACUGAAAGUGGAGGGGAAGCAUUUCAAACUAUUUCUUUCUAAAUAAUGUCCACUAAGCCUUCUUCUAAGAGUUGUUAAGCUGUACUGAACAAAUAUGGUCGUAGCUGGAACAAAAGAAGCUGAUGGUAUCUGGCAGGUCUUUCAGGUGUGUCCUAUUUUUGGUUCGGUUGUACCUUAAGCCUUUCUCCAGUGAUAGUGGUACUGGUUUCUCAGAGUGUGUGUGGCCUAUUCGGUAAGAUGUUUCAAAUCAUUCUCCCAUCCUCAUAAAAAAACUUGCUUGCACGAGCUGUCCAUUACAGCAUAAGUCAAAACCUCUGAAGAGACUAAUGCUUGACAUCUUUUGGCACUUCUUUUUGCACUUAAAUCAUGUUUUGUGUUUCAAUUUUUAACUUUUUUUUCAUUACUUUAAGUCAGUGACCACCAGUAUCUACAGUCUCUCACAACGCUGCCCACACAUCUCUGUAGGGAAGUUUUGACUAUUUUCUUUUACCUUUCAAGUCCAAACACGUCUGAAUCACUAUGGGAAUGUAUCCCUGUCUGAAACCAUCUGACCCUUGACAUUAGUAUCAUUAGCUCCUGAUAUAGUGUCUGAGGAUGGUAUUUCUCCUGUUACAAGCACCAAGGUGGGACAGAAGAAGACCUUGUCCAUUUAUCUAUGACUUCCAAGUCUCUGGAAGAGGGUAAUUUAUAUCAACAUGUAUUUUCAUGUUUAUGUUUUUAUAACUCUGUUUGUUAUGAUUCACUACAAGAUUUUUUUCACUAUGUUUGCCAAAGUAGACUCUAGGCUCUCAGAUCCAUUGACCAAACUUUUGAUUGGCUCGUGACACUAGUGUACUUUUAUAUAUUUUUAAUCUUACAAGUAUGCUGUGAUAUUACCUCCUAAUGUUGUUAUAUUUUGCAUAGAAAUGAUCCUCCUAGAAUCUACAGGGAGUGAAAAGUAAAAAUAACUUAAGUGGCCUAAGUGGUUUCUCAACUCUGUAACUAACUACUUUAGAGACCAGCUGGAUUAUGUAGGAUCUAUGAUUUAAACCGUACUAUCUAUAAGGUCCUGGUUCAAGAAUGCAGAAUGAGAAGUGUAGUUUGGAUUUGGUUUGAAGGUAAAUUCCAAAGCUCUUCCCAGUGCUGUAAUCCCAAAAUAGCUGGAGGUCUAAACUGCAAAUGGCCUUGUCCUUGCUAAAUUCAGUAUCUUACAGGGGCUGCCUCCAGAAUGAAUGUUUCAGCUUCCAUUGGUUUGUAACAGAUGCACUUUCUUCACCUUCCUCAUGUUGCAAUUUCAGCCCAUACUUGACCACAUGGAAACAUACACCCUCAACCUAUCAGCUCAAGCAAGUCAUGCACAGCAAACAUUAAAUCUGCAGACAGUAAUGGGGCAUGUAAUGUUAAUGUACCUGUUUCUCUUUUCAGCUCUAUGUUUUGGGAGACAAGUGACAAGAGUUUUAUUUGAACAGAAUACUUUAAAAAGUGUAUAUAUGUUAAGAACUGACUUAAAUGUCAAUCGUUAUGGAAACUAAUAAGCUGUACAUUUGUAAUAAAAUAGUUGAACAAGUUCCUG
Messenger RNA from Xyrichtys novacula (pearly razorfish), 28451 nucleotides. Lineage: Eukaryota; Metazoa; Chordata; Actinopteri; Labriformes; Labridae. The record is from the annotation of a GenBank genome assembly.